This is a messenger RNA of Hippocampus comes (tiger tail seahorse), 5366 nucleotides long. RefSeq names its product collagen, type VIII, alpha 2 (gene col8a2). The record is from RefSeq and is a predicted model, not a curated record. Gene Ontology annotation, molecular function: protein binding. The coding region runs from base 752 to 2827 and encodes 691 amino acids. The transcript is spliced from 3 exons. NCBI's taxonomy places the organism in Eukaryota, Metazoa, Chordata, Actinopteri, Syngnathiformes, Syngnathidae.
CUCCCUUUCUCCGUCGGCACGCAGACACUUGCUUUUUGUACGAAGGGGGUGAACCCGGCGAACAAUCCUGUCUGUCUUUUCCCCAAAUGAGCCUGUGGGAGAGGGAUCGAGGAGGAAGCCAGGGAGAUUGGUCCAACGAGAUGCGCGGCCCCCGGAUAUAAAUCCUGGAAGUGGGAGUGCGCCCUGCUCGGACCUUUAGCUCCACAGACAUUGCCGACUACCUGACCGCCUGAUUAGCAGACUCUCACUGCACUUUUGCUCCCUCUCUCUCCCUCCCGAAAACCCGCUCCCUCCUACUUUCCACCCUGGAGCACGGCAGUGCGUAGAUUGGGAAGGUGCUCCCCAGACCUGCGUCCGGAGCGCUCCAACAGGGCACAGAGAGGAUUCUCCCCUCUCCUUUUUUUUCCCCCUCCAUUGAAAUCCCAUCAAAUUCUCAUUUUGCCCAGAAGCGCACGGACUGAAUUUUGUAUUUUUUUUCCGGAGACUGACUGAACUCGAAAAAGGGCACCUGCGCUUCAAUUCAUUUUCUUUUCUUUUUUCCUUCUUCUUCACUGGACCGGUUGAAGGUGCCAUCACUCCUCUUUCUUGGGGGGCUCCAUUGAACAUCUGAUGCCACCCCAUCCCAUGGGAGACACACGUGGCUGAAGGAGGGAGGUAGAAUAGAAGACCCACCUGAAGAUCGCACCGACCCCGGCGCUGCCCUCCUGCCGCUGGACACUCUGAGGAGACAAAGUUCUUUGUGUGACAUCGGAUGCCUGGCGUGCCGUCCACCAUGUUGUCGGCCCGUAUUUGUGUGCUCCUCAUGCUAGGGGGGCAUGUCCUAGCCGGAGGCUACGCCCCCAUGCCUCACAUGAAGUACAUGCAACCCAUGAUGAAAGGACCUGUCGGCCCUCCUUUCAGAGAGGGCAAGGGACAUUAUGUUGACAGGCCACCCAUGGUAGAUGUCAAAGGGGAGCCAGGGCCCCAAGGCAAACCCGGACCAAGAGGACCCCCUGGUCCUCCAGGAAUCCCAGGAAAACCUGGGCUUGGGAACCCCGGCCUCAAUGGUCAGCCAGGUCCUCAAGGGCCUCCCGGCUUUCCAGGGAUUGGUAAACCAGGACUCCCGGGACUACCAGGAAAGAUCGGACCGAAGGGGAUGCCGGGACUUACUGGCGAGGUUGGUCCUCGUGGUGAACCGGGUCUCAGGGGUCAACCGGGGCAGCCGGGACUGCCAGGACCAGCUGGCCUUUCUUUGAAUGGGAAACCUGGGCUUCCGGGUGUUAGGGGCCCGCCUGGUAGUCGGGGAGAACCAGGAUUAAAAGGUAUUUCUGGCCCUCCAGGUGAGCGCGGGGUUAAGGGUGAGAAUGGAAAUGGGACACCAGGACCCCCUGGCGUUAGGGGUCCCCCGGGGUUAAAAGGCAGCGCAGGGCCACCUGGUCUUCCAGGCAUUGGCAAACCUGGACCAAAGGGUUUGCCUGGACUGACGGGUUCUAAAGGUGAUCAGGGACCUCCAGGAGAUCAAGGGGAACCAGGAGAGGCUGGGCUUCCUGGUCUUCAAGGUCAACCAGGUCCUAUUGGCAUUGGGAAGCCUGGAAUUGAUGGAGUGCCGGGAGCACCAGGUCAUGUAGGCCAAAAAGGUGAGCAAGGGCUGAGGGGUUCCCCAGGAUUUCCAGGUACUCCAGGCUAUGGAAAACCUGGUCUAAGUGGACCAAAAGGAGAAAAGGGCCACACUGGUUUAACUGGUCAACCCGGAGACAAAGGAGAGCAAGGUAUGGUGGGCCCAAUUGGUGAACCAGGUCUUGAUGGAAAACCAGGACCUCCUGGACUUCACGGGCCCAUGGGUCUCCCGGGAAAGCAUGGCAUGCCAGGACUCAAAGGAGAACUCGGGCCCCAAGGACCUCCGGGGCUGCCUGGCCUCAGAGGUGACCAAGGUCCAAGUGGAAACACAGGAAAACCAGGAAUACCUGGGGAUAAAGGCCUACCUGGGCCAAAUGGAGCAAUUGGAAAACCCGGGCCCAAAGGUGAAGCAGGUCAUAUUGGUCUGCCAGGUAAUCCUGGGCUGACAGGUCUUCAGGGACCUAAAGGUGAGGCUGGAUUCAUGGGAACACCAGGUCCCAGAGGUCAGUCAGGUAUCCCUGGCCUUCAGGGGCCUAUGGGUCCCAUGGGACCACAGGGGGCACCUGGCUUGAAGGGUGAGUCUGGACCACCUGGGCUCCCAGGACUGGGUAAAGUGGGCGAGAAAGGACCCAUCGGUCCCCAAGGUCCUCCGGGGAAACCAGGCCAGGCCGGACUUAACGGUAACCCUGGCCCACCCGGCCCCCCGGGUCCCCCAGGUCUUCCGGGAAAUGGCCAGACUGUUGUGGCGGGUCCAACAGAUUCCCAGCUGGAAGGGGGUGAAGUGCCAGGAGACCGGAAGGGGCCGGCUUAUAGUCAAGUUCCACUCUCUGCCUCGUUAGCACCGGCCUUCACAGCCAUCCUCUCCAAGCCUUUUCCUCCUUCCGGUAUGCCAAUAAUAUUUGACAGGACUCUGUACAACGGGCAAAAUGCCUACAAUCCCUCCACUGGCAUCUUCACUGCUCCCCUAUCGGGCGUCUACUACUUUGCGUACCACGUGCACGUGAAGGGAACCAGCUUGUGGGUGGCUUUGUACAAGAACAAUGUACCGGCUACUUACACCUACGACGAAUACAAGAAAGGCUACAUGGACCAGGCGUCCGGCAGUGCCGUGCUCGAGCUGAAAGAAGGCGACCAGGUCUGGGUUCAGAUGCCCUCGGAUCAGGCAAACGGUCUCUAUUCCACCGAGUACAUCCACUCCUCAUUCUCGGGAUUCCUGCUCUGCCCCACAUAACCUUUCCCCUGACUCCAUCAGUUCCUUUUAUGAGCUCCUCGGAGCAGACCGAAACCUAAAAUACUUGCAGCAAUACCGAUUUCCAAAACAAUAACAUUAUCAGUUCAGUUAGUCAUUUUUCUCAUUUUGGUCUGUUUUACAGACAAGGAAAAAAAAAAGUAUAAAUCACAAGGCAGAGGAAGGAAUUUUAUUCAGUGUUGUUUUGUUUUGUUGUCAUUCCAAUGUGUUUUGGAGUUGUAUUUUUCUGUUAAUUAUUGUUGUCGUUUUUUUUAGGAUUUUUGUCUUUGUUGUGUGUUUGAGUCAGACUGUUGGGUGCCUUAAUUGGUAAUGUGCAAGCAGACCGUUCUGUGCCAGUGCACAGUUUGGCCACGUGCCGACAUCAUCAGGACCGAAAUCAGAUGACGUUUUAGACAAUCCUGGCCAGAUUAGCAUCAAUCUGACAUACAGCUCAAGACAAACAAUUGUAAAUAUUAAAGAAACGUGAAACCCCACGUUCACUUGUGCUUCAUCACUUUAGUCCCGUUCUCUCAUGAAAAUCACAGAAUGAUUUUAAGAGUUCAGAAGUCGUUGGUUGCGAUCUUUCUCAUUUUUGGAGCUGACCUUUUCUUUUUUUUUGUCUUUCUUAUGACUAUUUAUUUUAUUGAACCAUCCCAAAAAAGGCAAUCUAGAUAUAUAGCUAACAGAAAUAGGACUUCAUAUACCAAGGCUAUAUUAACUGACGGUGACGUGAUGCAUGUUUACAUAAUUCUUCAUUUGGUGCCAGAGAAAGAAGAGCUGCGGAAUUUAUAGAUUUGAGUAAAGGGGUUUUAUUGUCCCCAAGCCGCCGCUUCCGAAAUCGUGAGUUUAGCAACACGCGGUGACAAGGACAAGAUGUUUUCGAACAAACAGUCGAGCGAGACGGAAAUGCAAAUCGCUCCUUAUUGCCUCUGUGAAUAAGUAAAGGAAGUGAUUGAGAGGCCCGCAGAUUGUGAAACACAAGUUGUGUAACAUUUAACAAACCCCUGGCAGAUUUCUUUGUCAGAGCUGUCCACGUUCUCGUUUCCGGCGAUCGAAGCCUUUGAACUGCACGUUGUGUGUGCAUGUCCAACCUGCCUGCCUCGGAGUGUGUCUAUGGAUUUACUGUAUGUGGGCGUCUGCGUGUCACUUUGUCCCACUGGCAUUCAGGUCAUGAACGCUUUGGCAAAGGUAAUAAAUAAACUGGAGUGAAGUUACAAAAUCCAGAUCAAACUCGCAGCUCUGUCAAUGUUCCAUCGGAACACUGACUUGUUUGUCCUCUCGCUUAGAAUGAAAGUCCCAUGGAGAUUAAUGGUGCAAAGUAAGGGAACGGAAGCGCAAAUAAAAGGCGACCGAGAACUCAACUGACAUGCCAGGAUAAACAUAAAGUUGUUUUCAAAAUCACACUAACACUGAAUAUGAUGUCAAAAUGACUUGUGUGCAAUAAUUCUGUGUCAACACCAAAACACCCAUUUGAGUAGUGUCGUGCAGAAGAACGUUGGAAGUGAUGGAAGACAAGGAAGAACCAUUACAAGAAUGUUACAAGAUAAUUACACAGCCCAAAAAUGAUCGGCGUGCUGAAUUUAGGGCUACCUUGAUACAAGAAUGUCAAAACAGCGGUGCCUUGAGAUACGAGUGAGACGGAUUGGGAAAUUUGGGAGAUUUUAGAUUAUUUGCUUUGACUUGCGAAGGCAAAGUUGUCAUACGGGCGCUCUAAAUUCAAAUGACUUCACAAACGUUUGGCAGACAAUGAACAACUCUUCACAAAAGCUUCAAGCUGCUUAAUGCCACUUCCGGUUGAAGUUUACUGUCAUAAUCAAGAUUAAAUUAAGACAACAGCAUUUGCCUUAGGAAUGUCCCUGCUAGCUUGAUGCUAACACAUCAUGGAAAACGCCUUAGACGGCCUUCACGAAUAGCAGCCAUCAGCGUAGCGUUUUAACCAUUUUUAACACAAAGAGUGGAGCAACGCGCGUAGACAGACAUUUUGUCCAAAAAAUACCCAAAGGCGUAUAUCUGGAACGGAUUAUUUGCACUUCCAUUCAUUUCAAUGGGAAAAGAUGAUUGGUCACGGAACAAACUAAACUCUGAUCCCAAGGCACUACUGUAUACUGAAGCCAAAUAUUGAGCUUUGCGACCACAACUAAUAUAUACUCCCACUGACUGACAACAGACAUUUAGGAUAAGACCUAAUCAGUAUUUUACGAUUGUGUAAUGGAAAAAAAAAUGCACUUGGAGCUGUCCACUUUGUCUGCAUAACACAAACGGUCAUUAUUGUAACGUGAGUCUACAAGGCAGUUCAAGGCUCGUUAUGUACUGUAUGUUGGCUUAUUUUGGUAGCCGUCUAUUUUUGGACAUAUGAAAUGGUGAUGUGAAUUACAUGUGGUUAUUAUACUCUGUCCUUGUGUUUUAUAGACGAUGUCACUUGCUUGCAGAGUUUGCCCUGAGUGCAAAUCAUUUGACAAGUGUCAGUAAGCGCCAUUUUAUCACACAUUGCUUUAAAAUGUUUUGCUUUAUACGUUAAAAAAAAAAAAAACAUAAAAAAAAU